CAUUUAAGAGCGAAGGUUGCAGAACCUGUUAGGGCACAGGAAAAGCUAGGGUUAACUGCGAAGCAAUCUAUCUAUCUAUCUCGACAAUGAUCUACGACGUCAACUCUCCUCUCUUCCGUUCCUUCCUCAGCCAGAAGGGCGGUUCCUCUGAUAGGAGGAAAAUGGAGGAACAGAAGCCAAAGGAACAGAAACCCAAAGCAAGCGAGAAUAAGCCUAUUAUGACAGAGUAAAGCUGUUAAAAUGGAAGGACAGUGCCCUUGUAUGCCAAUCUUUGAAAUAGAUGAAAGCUGUGUCAAAUGCUAUUAUAAAAUAUUAGAAGUUCUGUCUUUGGGUAAUAUGAACAAAUGUAUUGCAAGACUUAAGAUUUUGACUUUAUAAUGAGAUCUUGUUUACAUACAAUGAGAUAGCAUACUAAAAUUAAAUCA
This is a messenger RNA of Manihot esculenta (cassava), 425 nucleotides long. Its product is annotated as wound-induced basic protein-like. The record is from RefSeq and is a predicted model, not a curated record. Lineage: Eukaryota; Viridiplantae; Streptophyta; Magnoliopsida; Malpighiales; Euphorbiaceae. The transcript has 2 exons. Bases 87 to 230 code for a protein of 47 amino acids.